AGAAGUAAAGUAUGGAGACAGUAAAAAAAUAAUUCCCGCUCUAAAAGUAAGUAAUAAUAUCAGGAACUUUUUCUGACGCAGAAUAAUUUCUACUAAUUGACAGUCAACUUUUCUGUUAUUAAAUUGUUGCUCUUCUAAAUUAUUUUAUCGCUCAAAUGAUGUUUUACCGUUAUCUUAUGCAGUUACAAGUUAGAAGUGUUGGUAUCUUAUUGGUUUGGUGAUGUUUUUUUAAGAAGACUUUUACAGUUUUUUUCAAUUCAAAAGUUUUGUUCAGAGUUCUUUCAACAUAUAGCAUAAAAAUUUCAUUUAUAAAAAAAAAUUUAAGUGGUAUAGAAUAUGAUAUUUUUUUAAACAUUUGGUGGAUGUAUAUCAGCUAAUAUUAACAAACUAUUGGUUGCUUGUUUGCUAUUGUUGAUUCAAUAUAAGAUAAUGCCAUCUUGCUACCAGGAAAAUGCUUUAUUUAAAAACUAACAUCCAGUCUAGCCUCAAGACUAACAACAUAAACUUCAUAUUUCUGGAUUCGGUCUACACUAUCAAAGUAUAGUAUGACAAAUUAUAUGAUUAUAUAUAACAGGUCCUAGUCAUUUCAUUUGAGUUUGCAGUGUUACAUUUAGAAUAUAAAAUUUGAUGACAUUUUAAAUUAAUACUGUAAGAUUGAUCGUAGGGGUGAAGAAACCACUUGGUUAAUAACAGAAAAAUUUUAAAACAUUUUUGCUGGCGUAGUUAUAUGAAGCUGACUUUAAAUUUUUCUUAUUUAAAGAAGUAAUAGCAUUUUCAAUCAAUGUAUUUUGGUUAUAUGAAGUUUUUGAAAAAUUAACUUUUAUGUGUUACUGUUUUUAUUGUUUGGCAUGGCAGCUGUAUUAUAGACAUUUAUUUCAGUAAAACUAGUUGUUGAACAGAUAGUAAAAAAGUCAACAUUAUAAUAUAUCACACACAUUUUAUAACUUGUUUUUACAACAUGUUUCUUGUUACAACAUGCUUCUUGUGACAAAGCCUUUUGGGUAGUUGAAAUCUGUGUUUUUUACUUUAUGAAAUCUUUUUUUGAAAAAAUAAAGUGCAUUCAUUAUACAGGAGCAAAGAGUUGAAAAUACAAUGAGCUGUUUAUGGUGUGAAGGAGAUAAAAAUGAAAUACAAAAAUUUUUAAAGAUUCUAUCAAAAGAGAUUGUUACAAAUGAUAAUGAAGCAUAUUUAUAUUGUGCUGAAAAGUGUAUUCCUGACCUUUUUUUUUGUCUUGAAUGUGUUAAAGUAUACCAUGAUUGCAAACACAAGUUUAUCAAAAAAGAGGAAUCUAAAAAGGAGCUUGUAGCCUGUAUUGAACAUGAGCGCUUAAUUGAUAACAUGCAAAAGAUUAAAGAAAAGAUAAGCUUAAAUGGAAAUUCUACAGACAUUACUUACCUUACUCCAUUUGUUGAAAUACUAACUUAUCCUUAUUUAUGUUUAAAUUAUAAUGUAUGGCAACAUUUUAUUAGUGGACUUGAGUGGAUGAUUGAUUUUAUGGAAGAAUCAAUUAUGGAACAAGAAUGUUUUUAUAAAACUUGGUUUUUUUUAACUCUCUGUUCUAAUAGCAAGAUAAAAGAAUGGGCUACUAAUUGUAUUGGAAAUAUGAAAUUGAUUGAUAAUGAAAACUUUAACAAGUUUAGGCCUAUCUUCAAUUGUAUACUUAAUAUAUUGUUUGAAGAUGAUUCUGUAGAUUUUCAAAUGGCUUAUGAUAUAGAGACUGAAAUUAAAGAUAAUACUAAACUUGCUCGUCACAUUUAUAUGGGGAAAACUAGUGGUGAAAUUUGGAUUGCUUGUGGUGUUAUAUUUAAUUCUCUUGAAAGCAGAGUUUUAAAAAUCUUACUUACUUCAAACAAUAAUGACAAAAUUUUAUUGCUGUUAUUUAAAAGCUUCCAUGAUUCAUCAAUUAAUAUUUGGGUAUUUCUAUAUAUUCUUGAAAUUCUUCUUGGCAAGUUGGGAUGUUCUUUUUGGUUGCUAUCCGGAAUCAAUGGCAACACACCUAUCCAGCUAUAUAAUGCUAUAAUAAAUCAUAAAGACUUUUUAAUAUUGCACAAGAAGUAUCAAGAUACAGCAUAUGUUGAGCAAGAGUUAACAUAUUCAUCCUAUUCUCAUAUGGUAUUUAGUCAUACUAAAAAUGUAAAUGAAAAAGAUAGUUGCAAUUGUGUUUUGCAAUUAUUCUCGUGGACAUUGCCUUUUCUUAAAAGUGUAAUGAAUAUUGGAAUCGAAGCACAGACUUUAUUUGGCUAUAUUUUAUUUUACCAUACUGAUUUUUUAGAUAAAUGCAAAGUGUCUGACUUGCUGUAUCAUCUUGCUUAUAAAAAUAUUGUUGAAAUUUUCAGUUUCACUUUAAACAUGAAUUUUUUUUGGAUACUUCUGCCAUUUAUUGAUGGGCUACCAGAUUUGCUAUUAAAACUUACUAUUAAUGAUUUUACUGGUGUCAUCAGUUUUACUAAACAGAUAGCUUCAUUGGUUAAUAUGUUAGUUGCAAAGGCUCUUGGUAAAAAGUAUAUUUCUAAGGAAUUGAGUUUAUCAUUUCAAUCAAAUUUUAAAAAAAUGCUAAUGCACCAAUCUUAUGAUCUAAAUGUUUUAAAAAAUAUACUUCUUAUUAUACUUCAAAAUUCUACCAAAAUUAAACCAGAGCCACUAACAGAAAAUAAUGAUUUAGAUUUUUCUGUUUCUGAAGCUUUUAAUGAAGAACAAAUCAUAAAAAUUGAUGAUGAUUAUGAUGAUAAAACAGGUAUUUUAGAACUUGAUACAGAAUGCCUCUCAAUAACAAAGUCUUCUCCGAUAGAUAUGAGGAGACUUGGUUCACACAGUCCUAUCCUUAUUAGUGAUGAAGAAGAAGUUGACCUUGAUACUCAUGCUAUUAACAACUUUAAUUCUCUUGCCUCAGUUCCUAUUGUUUAUAGCUAUAACACCAUGGCUUCCGGGAUUAAGUUUGAAGAUUUAAAAAAUAAAACUAUAAAACCUGACGAAUCUUUUUUAUCGAUAAAAUAUAAAGAGGUAACACCUUCUGUACCUCAAAGUAAUGUUCCUAAAAUCUUUGAAGCAUCAAAAUUUUCUCUCUCAGAAUCAAAUCAAAGAAUUUCUAACAUAGGUUUAGUACCUAAAUCUAACGAUUCAACUUUAUUAAAUAUAAUUGAUUUAGAAGACUCUGAGUCUUUGAAAAUUAAUCAAAGUAUAAAACAUAAAAACAGUAAUUUUAAAGCUAAUGAGAAUUUAGAUAAAGACUUGAAUAAAAAUAAAAUUUUAGUCAGCCAAACAGAAAACAAUGUUUUGGCAAAUUUCGAAACUGAGAAAGAUAUGAGUAAUUUUGUUGAUAAAUGUUUUGAUAUUUCUUCUAAUUUUAAUGAACCUCUGCUGGUUAAAAAGAUAGCUCCAAAAGCAUCUGGUUCAACUUUAAUGCAAAGAUCGAAUACAUUGCGAAGAGAAAAAAUUGAGCAAGAAUUAACUACCAAAAGUAAACCUCUAAAGUUACCAAAUCUCAACAGCAAAGUACUUUCAACUUCUAGCUUUCAUAAAUUAAUAUUUAAAUGGAAAGUAGAAUGGUUUGAAAACCAAAAAGAACCUGUUGAAACAACUAAAUGUUUAAAGAAUGUUGGUAUUAAUUUUGAUACUUAUGAUGAAUAUUACAAUACAUUUUGCAACUUAAUACUUUGUGAAGCGCAGAGCCUUGUUAGUAAAGAAUGGAAAGAAAAAUUAUAUUCCUCUAAAAUUUAUAAAAUUACUGAAAUUAAUGAACAUAAAACAAUAGAUACAAGUUAUCACAUUAAAUGUGAGUAUGAAUGUAAAGAGAAUUAUCUAGACUGUCCUAGUGAAGAUGAUUUAGUAUUGGUUCAUUUUAUUAAUGAGAAUCAAUCAGUGUUUGGUAUAGUUGAAAAAGCUGUUAUAAAUAAAAGAUACAAAAAUAGUUUUGUGCCAACUUAUGUUUUAAAUAUAAAGUUAGCAGAAAUGUCUAAUAGUAAAACAUACAAAAUUGUUAGCAUUAAGAAAAUUGCUUCGCUAAGAACUGUUAUAAGACAAUUUAAUGCUUUAACUGUGUUUAAAAACUCUUUGCUUGCAGCAGAUAUAUUAAAACCAUUUAGAAUGAAAACAUAUAACUGCAAUGAAGAACUUCUUCAAAAGGAUAAAUUUAAAAGACUUUCUAAAUUGAAUCUAAUGCAACUCCAGGCACUUUCUACUGUUUCGCGUGCUGUUUGUCAAGUAGAUUUUGUUAUUCCUAGAAUUGUACUAUUACAGGGUCCACCAGGAACUGGGAAGUCAUAUACUAUAAAGACAAUUAUAACUCACUUAAUGCAGGAGUUUUAUAAGUCAAGAGCAUCAUCAAAUCAAAAGUCUCAACGUAUUUUGUUCUGUGCUCCAUCGAAUGCUGCUGUGGAUGAAAUAGUUAGGCGCUUAGUACAGAGUCCACCGUAUAGAGAUGAUAAUGAUAGUCAUGCUAUAAAACAUGGAAAUUGUGGUGAUUUUAAUAUAGUUCGAGUUGGUCAGAAGACACAGGUUUCAUCUGACUUGGUGCAGUACUCUUUAGAAUAUUUAUUAGAACGUGAACUUAAGAACUAUAAGUCAUCACAUAAUAAAUCAAAAAUUAUAGAGCAAAUAAAAUUGUUGAAAUCCAGGCUACAAGUUAUGGACAUUGAAUGUCAGAAACUCAGGAUGUCAAAUAAUCAAAAUGAAAGUGAACAGUACAUGGUCAAAACUGAAGAGCGCUCUCGAAUGCAAAAAUCAUUAGAUGAGCUUAAUUAUAAGCGUAACAGUUUAUCAGAAAAAGGAGAUGAUCAAGGUCUUUAUAGUGAAGAAGAACAUAAUUUGCAGCGCAGUUUGUUAUUGCGAGCAGAUAUAAUAUGUUCAACAUUAAGUGGAGCUGGAUCCAAGCCUAUGGUUGAUGCUUUUAGAAGAAGCCGGGAAAUUCCCUUUCGAUGUGUUAUUAUUGAUGAAGCUGGACAAUGUACAGAACCAGAUGCACUUAUACCACUUCAAUAUGGUUCUUCCAAACUUGUUCUUGUUGGUGAUCCUGCACAGUUACCAGCAACUGUUAUUUCACAAAGAGCUGGUAGAUUUAAUUUGGGUCAAUCAUUGUUUGAACGAUUGUAUAAAGGCAUUAUUAUUAACAGUGAAGCAGGAGUGCGUCCAGCGAUUUUACUUAACUAUCAAUAUCGCAUGGCACCUGAAAUUUGUUGGUUCCCAAACAAAAGGUUUUAUAACAAUGAACUAAAGUCUAAUGAAGCGCUAAUAAAGAAAAAGUCUGAUUUAAAACCCUAUGUGUUUCUUAACUUAGAUGAAAGUAGAGAAGAUAAAACUCGAAUGGGAGGAAUACAUAAUCCUGUAGAACGUGAACACAUCAUUGCAAUAUGUGAAAAAAUUGUUACAGAAAAAAAUGCUAAUGUUAAUGAAAUAGCCGUGAUUACUCCAUAUAGAUAUCAAGCAAGUUUAAUAAAACAGGAGUUAAACAAAAAGCUAGCACAACUUGAAGGUAUAGAAGUAGAUACUAUUGACGGAUUUCAGGGUAGAGAAAAACGAAUUGUGAUAUUUUCUUGUGUGAGAGCUUCAAAUCACCAAGAAAGUAUUGGUUUUUUGAGUAAUCCACAAAGAAUGAAUGUAGCUUUAACAAGAGCAAAAGAUGUGUUGAUCAUAUUAGCAAACUGUAAUUCAAUUGAGAUUGAUGAAGACUGGAAAGCUCUUGUUGAUGAUGCUAAAAGCAGAGGCCUUCUAUUUACUGUUCAAAAUUGCAAUGACACCCUCCAAUGCAUAUUUAAUACCUCAGAUGUAGCAUUUAAACAAACUGAUCACUUAGAAGAGAAUAAAACCAAGAAUGUAACCCAUAAUCAAAGUAUAGCAAAGAACUUUAUUGAUACUUCUAUUAUAAGUUCAGAUAAUCCUUGUUUUCCUAAUUACUUAGACAAUUUACAAGUUUACAAUAUUCCUGAUAUUUCAGUCAAACCUCAGUCUGAUUUAGAGAAAACUGUGAUGGUAAAAGAAUCUUUAGAAAAAAAUAGAAAAACUCAAUGUAAUUUUAAUUCUGAACUAUGUACCUCUAAUGUUUUAAAUACACUUGUGAUGGAUAAAUCUGCAAUAAAUGAACCUGCAGUUAGUAUGUCAUUAAUAUGUAAUUCUGUAUUGAAUGAACCUGUUAUAAAUGAAAAUAUUAAGAAAAGUCAAAGUUGCUAUAAUGCUGAACGACAUAUUUUAAAUUUUUUGCAUACACCUUUACCAGAUAAAAUUACAAUAAAUGAACCUGCUGUUAAUGUACCUUUACUAAAUGAGCUUGCACCUAAGAUGUCUCUUAUGGAUAGGCCUGAAAAUAAUGAAACUUAUGCAGUUAACAUGUCAGCAAUAUGUAAAUCUGUAAUUGAUGAACCUGCAAUAAAUGAUUGUUCUAAGAAAAGUCAGUGUUGUUAUAAUGCCGAACUACAUACAUUAAAUAGUUUAAGUACACAUGUAUUAGAUAAAUUUGCAAUAAGUGAACCUUUAGUUAAUUUAUCUUUAAAUAAGAAGCCUGCAAUAAAUAAACUUGAAGAUAAUGUGUCUGUUAUGGAUGAGCCUGCAAAUAAUGAAAAUUCAUUAAAUGAGGUUGCAUUUAACAUAUCCACAAUGCAUCUUAAGGUGAAUGAACCUGAGAUGGGCAAACCUUUGAAUAAUGAAUCUACUCUAAACAAACUUGCAUUUAAAGAACCUAAUCAAAAUGGAGUUUUUAUAUUUGAAAAAGAUUUUAAAAUGGAUUUGCUUGAGGGGAACUCAGAUGCAGAAUUGAAUAAAUUAGCUGCUAAAAUCUCUCAUAAUAAUAAUAACAUUUCAGAACAUAUAUCUACAAAUGUGCAAUUGCGUAAAACACAAAGUACUACAGGCAAUUCAAAAAAUGACAAAAAACAGCAGUUAGACAAAAAUACUAUUUUGGUUUAUAAAAAUGAACUUAUUAGCUCUGAGUUAAAAAGAAAGUUUGAAAGUAUUAAACUUAAAAAGAAUCAUCAAAAACAUAUUUCUUCUUUAAACGCUCAGGUAGAAAAUGUAAAAAAUAGUUAUGAUAACAUUGAUAAUCAAGAACCUUACGUAAGAAAAGUAACAGAGGAUGUUCCCAUAAUUGAAUCUGAUAAACCUAAUCUAAUAAAAAAACAACAGGAAAAAAAAAAGAAAUAUAAGAACGCUAAUACAAAAAACCAAGAAAACAUUGAUAAUGCUGACAUUCAAGAACCUUACAUAAGAAAAGUUACAGAUGAUGUUCCAAUAAUCGAAUCUAAUAAAUCAAAGAAAAAACAAAAAAAGAGAAAGAAAUAUAAGAACUCUGAUACAGGAAUCCAGGAAAGUAUUAAAAAAUCAACUGAAUAUAGUCCCGAUAUUAUAAUUAAAAAAAUACUGAAGGAACAAUUAAAAGAAGAUUUUGCAAUACAAGAGAAGAUAAUUGGAGCUGUAAUUGAAACACUUGGUGAUAAGCUUGUUAAUAAAAUAGUAUCUAAAAGUAAAAGUGUUAUUGAUAUAGAAUCUCCAACAUAUUCAAAUGAGUCUAACAGUCCUUUAGAAACAGAUUCUAAUGUUAAUAUUACAGAAAAAUCAAAACAAUGUGCUUUGCAACUACGCAUAAAUAGUAGUAACAGCAAAGAAAGUGAUGUUCAACAGAAUGUAGUUGAUACAUCUGAUGGAGCGCAAAGUUUCCGCAGAAAUAAACCUUCUGAAUCUUAUUAUAACUUGCCUCACCACCAUUCUGACGGAGCUUAUUGCAUAGACGUAUGUAAACGUGUUUUAGAGCGAGAGAAAAAAAGACGUUUUUUUGCUGAAGAUGAUUUGUUAAGAAAAAACAGUUCUUUACCUAAAUUAAUUGAAUGGAAGUUAAUUCCUCUAGAGAUAGAAACUCCCGUUGUGUAUUCUAAACCUGAGCUUAGCAGUUCAUAUAACUUGGUAUCUGACCCUCGUUUAAGAUCAAAUAAUUCUUCAGUUGUUUUGGGUCAUCUAAAUCUUACAAAAAAUGACAACACUCAAAAUGACCUUGGAACUUUAAGAAAAGAUACAGGUUUUUCAAUUCUAAGUCAAAACUCAGAACAUUUUCAACAAUUAGAAUGUGCAGUUGAACUGCCUAAACUUCCAGUUUUAUCAGAAGCUGACUUUUUUCCACAUGAUGCAAUUGAUGACCAUCACUCUACUCCGAUGGACAUAUGUGAAGAUAUCAAAAGUCCAAUUCUCAUUAAUGAACCAAUCAGUAAAUAUCCAUUAAUACCAAAUCGUGGGUUAACUCAAAGUGAAGGUUUUUUUUCAUCUAGUAGCAAAUUUUUGGGAUUUAAUGACAAUUUUUUGUGUCAACCAAGAUUAGAUUUUCAAAAUCAAGAGUUCUUGUGUGAUCUAACCAAAGAACCAACCGGGUCUAAACCAUUUCCUUCAAAACCUCCAUUACUGUUCAAAGGUAGCUUCGAUAAUUAUACGUCUAUUACCAAAUUUCAAGAUGGAAUUCAAAGUAAAUGCUUUGAUGAUCCUUGCUUAUUAAGCUGGAGAGCUGUUGAAAAAAUUAAAGAGAACAAGUACUUUAAUGAUAUUCAUGAAACUCAGCAGGUGUUGCUAACGACAUCAAAAAGAAAAGUAGCUUAUAUAUCCCCACAACCUAUUGAAAACCAUCAAAGGUAUAUAUCGCCACAAUCUAUUGAAAACCAUCAAAGCAAAAGAACUAAUAUUCAAAGUGAUAUUGGAAUCCAAAAUUAUGAAAAGCAAGAUAUUGACUCAGUUAUAAACAUUAAUGAAAUUAUGAAUGCUACUCUUCAAGACUUAGCCGUGAAGAACGUGUUUGAAGAUUGUGUUCGACAAAUAAGUUUGUCUAAUAAUUACGAAAACAAAGAAUAUAUGGUGAACUAUGUUAAAGGUUUUUUAAUUCGUACAUUUAGCAAUAGUAUAAAAAGUGAUUCAGCCUCAGAAAGCACAAAUGUUCAAUCUCCCAUACAGGAUUUAUCAUCUGAACCUGUAAAAAUGUACAAUUUUAAUGAGUUACAUGAGUUUCCAGAAGAAAAUAAGUUGUAUUCUAAUACCAACUGCAAAUAUGAACAACCAAAAGAUAAAAAAUUUAAGAUUACUCCAUCCGACUUGAACUUAUCGGAAAAUAUUAUCCCUAGUUUUGUUCAUAAUCAAAAAGUACUAAUUCAAUCUCCGACCUUUAACGAACCCAUUCCUUUAAUUUGCGAUGAAAGUAAAGUUUUGCAUCAAGCACAAAGUAAAUUACCCAAUAGUAUUACUAUUCAAAUUAACAAUGAGGCAAUUCAAACUAAAAAUGACACAAUUCAAAGUAAUGAUGACGCAAUUCAAAGAAGAAUUCAGCGGUUUGGUGUUGUGCAGAAAGAAGAAAACUGUGUUACCAGUCCUUCAAAAAAACGUUUUAAAUGUUCUUUGAUUUCAGAGCAUGAAAAAACUUCAAUCAACAUUACCGAUAACCUUUCUAAGACAAAAUUUAGUAAUUCAACAUUUGAAUGUCGAGUCUUAAUUGAAGAUAUAAAAGAUAAUGAUAUAGAUUUUACAUCUAAAAAAGAAUCUUUAUCAAAUAAUGACAAGCAAUUAAGCUACGCAAGAAAAGUCAAACGUGCAAAAAUGCCAAGAUCGAGUAAUCCAAAAGCUGUAAUCAAAAUUAAUUCAAGGCAAUUAAAAUCUUCAAACAAGAAUUAUUUAGAAAAUUUAUCGCCCAAAAAAAUCAAAAUGUCGGUUAAAAGUGAUGAUCCAAAAUCGGUGGAUACGAAGAAAAAUUGUAUUCAGAACUAUAAUGAUAAUAAUGACGUAAGUAUUGUUCGAAGCGAAAAUUUAUUUAGUUUAUCUGCGUCUUCGAAUGAUAAAAAGACAGAUGUUUUUUCCCGACUUGGUUCACGCUUAUCUACAGAUAAUCUUUCUGAAAUUUCAGCUACAAACAAGCCGGUUUAUAAACCAAAUGAAGUAAGAAGUUUUCCUUUAAAUUAUCGACAAGACUCAACACAUUUUGACAACACGUGUAAUAGAAAACAGUUUUUAAUAGACCAUAGGAGUUUAGGCGUUGUCAAACCCUAUAGAUAUGAAUCACCGGGCUCUGAAACAUUUCAAAAAGGUUACAGCGAAAAGAAAUCGUUUAUUAAAAAAAACUUUAAUGAAAAGACACUCCCCCACUUAUCGCCGGAUAAACGGAAAUAUAGACUAAAUGAGAGUUCUUACUUUGAAGGCACUUCUUACGAUGAGAGACCAUAUAGUAAUCAUGCGACAGAUUACUUUCCGAAUAUGGAAGUAAGAAGGCAUUAUAAAGUUACACAAAAUAAGAAAACUUACCGUUUGCGCCCUUAGUUAAAGUGUUUAUCGAUCAUCUUAUUAAACAUUAGUGCUUCCAAAAGUUAGCCUGCGUUAUAAUUGUUCGUGUUAAUACUUUUUCUUUCGGAAAUAAUCGCGAAUACAAUCUGUAAUCAAACUAUAUCGAAAAGUUGUUUGUUUUUAAAUUGUAUAAUAAAAUUUGUUUGCCAAAUUACUUUUCAUUUUA
Hydra vulgaris (swiftwater hydra) is the source of this 10453-nucleotide messenger RNA. RefSeq lists its product as uncharacterized. Gene Ontology annotation, molecular function: ATP hydrolysis activity; transcription termination site sequence-specific DNA binding; helicase activity. Lineage: Eukaryota; Metazoa; Cnidaria; Hydrozoa; Anthoathecata; Hydridae. Gene Ontology annotation, cellular component: nuclear body. The record is from RefSeq and is a predicted model, not a curated record. Gene Ontology annotation, biological process: termination of RNA polymerase II transcription.